CGACAAAAAAAAAUAGGAAGUGCCGCUUACCGUAAUUUUUUCCCCCCUUCAGUAUUAUGAAUGAACGCCCAAAAUUAUUAUUUUUUCUCUUGGAAUAAGUUAUCAACUAGCAAAGGCGACGUUGUGUGGACGAGGCGCUCGACGUGAAGGAAAAAAAACCUCUCCAAGAUGUCUGCGAGCGCCGUUUACGUCUUGGAUUUGAAAGGAAAGGUACUGGUGUGCCGGAACUACCGCGGCGAUGUGGACAUGUCUGAAAUCGAGCAUUUCAUGAGCCUCCUGAUGGACAAGGAGGAGGAGGGGACGCUGUCUCCCAUCCUGGCCCACGGCGGCGUACGCUUCAUGUGGAUCAAACAUAAUAACCUCUACUUGGUAGCAACAUCGAAGAAAAACGCCAGCGUUUCAUUGGUUUUCUCCUUUUUGUACAAAAUCGUCCAGGUUUUUUCGGAGUAUUUCAAAGAACUGGAGGAAGAGAGCAUCCGGGAUAACUUUGUCAUUAUUUACGAGCUGAUGGACGAGUUGAUGGACUUUGGCUACCCGCAGACCACCGACAGCAAGAUUCUGCAAGAGUAUAUCACUCAGGAGGGGCACAAGUUGGACACCGGCGCGCCCCGCCCACCCGCCACUGUCACCAAUGCCGUUUCGUGGCGCUCGGAAGGCAUCAAGUACAGGAAAAACGAAGUCUUCCUGGAUGUCAUCGAGUCUGUCAACCUCCUGGUCAGUGCCAACGGCAACGUCCUGCGCAGCGAAAUCGUCGGCUCCAUUAAGAUGCGCGUCUUCCUUUCCGGCAUGCCCGAGCUGCGCCUGGGCCUCAACGACAAGGUUCUGUUUGAAAACACUGGACGCGGUAAGAGUAAAUCCGUGGAGUUGGAGGAUGUCAAGUUUCACCAGUGCGUCCGACUAUCUCGCUUCGAGAACGACCGCACCAUCUCCUUCAUCCCGCCCGACGGCGAGUUUGAGCUCAUGUCAUACCGCCUUAACACUCACGUCAAGCCGCUGAUCUGGAUUGAAUCAGUCAUCGAGAAGCACAGUCACAGUCGCAUCGAGUAUAUGAUUAAGGCCAAAAGCCAGUUCAAACGGCGCUCCACCGCCAACAACGUGGAGAUCCACAUUCCUGUGCCGACAGACGCCGACUCUCCCAAGUUCAAGACCACGGUCGGCAGCGUCAAGUGGGUUCCCGAGAACAGCGAGAUCGUCUGGUCCAUUAAGUCCUUCCCCGGCGGCAAGGAGUAUCUGAUGCGCGCUCACUUCGGUCUCCCGAGUGUGGAAGCAGAAGAUAAGGAGGGGAAGCCCCCGAUCAGCGUCAAGUUUGAGAUCCCCUAUUUCACCACUUCGGGCAUCCAGGUGCGUUACCUGAAAAUCAUCGAGAAGAGCGGCUAUCAGGCCCUGCCUUGGGUGCGCUACAUCACCCAGAAUGGAGAUUACCAGCUCCGCACGCAGUAAGGCAACGCCUCAGCCGGCGCGGGCGGGAGGAAGGCGGGCGGCGGCGGACCGCAGAGGAGCGACUUAAUUGUGAUCAUUUUUCCAAGCGGCCCAAAUAUGAGAUACGGAGUUUGUACAUCCAAGGAAAGGAUCCGUUUUUUUUUUUCCCGGCGCGCGGCCAACUAAAGCAGGAGUCAUGUUUACAUGCGGUGUCAUCAGAAGGUCACAAACGUCACACACCUCUUUUUGUCCAUUCUUUUUCUGUAUACGGUUGCUACAUAUCCACGUGGUCCGGUCAGUGUUAUUAUCGCAAGUGAGCCGAUCAGUACGUCUCUUUUUCUGUUACGGUGCCAUCAGCUUUGCCCCAUUUUGUCAGCUUUCAAUCAAAGCGCUCACGUUGCG
Molecule: messenger RNA, 1821 nt
Organism: Hippocampus zosterae (dwarf seahorse)
Lineage: Eukaryota; Metazoa; Chordata; Actinopteri; Syngnathiformes; Syngnathidae
Gene: ap1m1
Product: adaptor related protein complex 1 subunit mu 1
Exons: 12
Coding region: 169-1440 (423 amino acids)
Biological process (GO): vesicle-mediated transport; intracellular protein transport
Cellular component (GO): clathrin-coated vesicle; clathrin adaptor complex
Molecular function (GO): clathrin-cargo adaptor activity
Source: RefSeq, a predicted model, not a curated record